Rhea pennata is the source of this 9570-nucleotide messenger RNA. It is a transcript of the gene SLC4A11, whose product is annotated as solute carrier family 4 member 11. Gene Ontology annotation, biological process: monoatomic ion homeostasis; transmembrane transport; monoatomic anion transport. Gene Ontology annotation, cellular component: plasma membrane; basolateral plasma membrane. The coding region runs from base 1 to 2697 and encodes 898 amino acids. The record is from RefSeq and is a predicted model, not a curated record. NCBI's taxonomy places the organism in Eukaryota, Metazoa, Chordata, Aves, Rheiformes, Rheidae. Gene Ontology annotation, molecular function: solute:inorganic anion antiporter activity. The transcript is spliced from 18 exons.
AUGGGUGGACUUUGGGCCACCAAGCCCCAUGGAGCCUCCCACAUUGGUGGGGCUCCUCUCCCUGGUGCAGGGGUAGCACUUGGCACUGUGUCGCCCACCCCAACUUCACUGCGGGUCUCUGGACAUGGUGGGACUGACACUAUGCUGAUCUCCUCCUCCUCCUCCCCUUCCACCAUCUUCUCACCCACAGGGUACCUCAAAUGUGACACGGACGAUGGCUGCGAGGCCAAGGAGGAGGCGGGGGGCGAGGAGCUCUUCGACACCGUGAACUCCUCCAUCGUCUCGGGCGACAGCAUCCGCUUCUUCGUCAACGUCAACCUGGAGGUGCCGCCCAACGUCGCUGUUGAAAAUGAAAGUGCUGGCUGCGUGUUGUUACACACAUCCAGAAAGUACCUGAAGCUAAAGAAUUUUGAGGAGGAAGUCAGAGCCCACCGAGACCUGGAUGGAUUCUUGGCCAGAGCCAGCAUCAUCCUUGAUGAAACCGCAACCUCCUUGGAUGAUGUUCUUAGAGAGAUGUUGAAACAUUUUGCUGAAGACCCUGAUAACAUGGAGCCAAGCUGCAACUUUGAAAAAAUCAUGAGCACUUUAUUCACAGAUUCAGGGACCCCUCGAGAAGGGAAUGUCCAUCUCCUAUCAGAUACGAUUCAAGGGGUCACAGCAACAGUCACAGGGGUGCAGUAUCAGCAGUCCUGGCUCUGUAUCAUUUGCACUAUAAAGUCUCUUCAGCGACGUCAUGUUUGCAUCAGCCGUCUGGAGAGGCCUCAGAAUUGGGGUGAAAAUUCCUGUGAAGUGAGAUUUGUGAUAUUAGUUCUGGCUCCUCCUAAAAUGAAAAGUACCAAAACAGCCACGGAAGUGGGUCGGACCUUUGCCACAAUGUUUUCAGACAUAACCUUUCGGCAGAAACUUCUAGAAACCAAAACUGAAGAGGAGUUCAAGGAAGCCUUAGUCCACCAACGCCACUUGCUCACAGUGGUGCAUCAGAGACCCUCAGCAAAGAGCGACGGGCAUAAGUCGCACAGCCCUAGGCCGCUCAAGUUGCAUGAGUUUCUCAAUGUUGGCAAGGGGAUUUCUGAUGACAUUGCACGAAGAUUUCCAGUGUACGCUUUGGACUUCACUGACGGUGUUAUUGGAAACAACAAGGCUAUAGGAAAAUAUAUCACAACCAUGAUUUUUCUGUAUUUUGCCUGCCUCCUUCCAUCUAUUGCAUUUGGGUCACUUAAUGAUGAAAACACCAGAGGAGCUAUUGAUGUGCAGAAGACAAUAGUUGGCCAGUGUAUUGGAGGGCUGCUUUAUGCACUGUUUUCAGGGCAGCCUUUAGUUGUACUCCUAACUACAGCUCCUUUAGCACUCUACAUUAAUGUCAUCCGAGGAAUUUGUGAUGACUACCACUUGGAUUUUAGUGCUUUCUAUGCCUGGAUUGGACUGUGGAACAGCUUUUUCCUUGUGGUGUACUCCCUUUUUAAUUUCAGUCUUCUGAUGAAGCUCUUUAAAAGGUCAACAGAAGAAAUAAUUGCACUCUUUAUAUCCAUUACCUUUGUGUUUGAUGCCAUCAAAGGCAUUGCUAAAGUUUUUAAGAAAUAUUACUACCAUGGGCGCACAGGAGAGAGUUACUUGGAAAAAGCACGAAUUGAUGCUAUUCCAAGCCUCGGCAUCAAUACCACCUUCUUGAUGAAUUCAUCAGUGAGCAGAUCCAUGUCCCUAGAGAAUCAAACAGGCACUCAUGAUGUGCAUUAUGGACGUGAAACUGCCGUCCUUAGUCUCAUGUUGAUGUUGGGUACCCUUUGGCUUGGUCAUACGCUCUAUCAGUUUAAGAAAAGCCCAUAUUUGCACGCAAGAGUCCGUGAAAUUCUGUCUGACUGUGCCUUACCGAUUUCAGUUUUGACUUUCUCUGUUGUGGGCUCCUAUAUCUUCAAGGAAAUAGAAAUGUCCAAAUUUAACUACAACCCGUCCGAGAGCUUGUUCGUGCUGGCCCCGGUCCGGUCCCUCUCCAUCGGGUCGGUGAUGAGCGCCAUGGGGCUGGGAUUCCUCCUCUCGAUGCUGUUCUUCAUAGAGCAGAACAUUGUGGCCUCGCUCACAAAUGCUCCAGAGAACAGGUUGGUGAAGGGAACAGCCUAUCACUGGGACCUCCUGCUUGUUGCGCUGAUCAACACUGGGCUGUCUAUCUUCGGUCUGCCGUGGAUUCACGCUGCCUUCCCUCAUUCCCCAAUGCAUGUCCGUGCUCUGGCAUACGUGGAGGAGAGGGUAGAAAAUGGACACAUCUAUGAGACGAUUGUGAGUGUGAAGGAGACCCGACUGACAAGCCUCGUGGCUAACUUCUUGGUUGGCCUCUCGUUCUUGCUCCUCCCUUUCCCUCUUCAGUGGAUCCCGAAGCCAGUCCUCUACGGCCUUUUCUUAUACAUCGCGCUGACUUCCAUAGAUGGGAACCAGCUCUUUGAGAGGGUGGCUCUCCUGCUGAAAGAACAGACUGCUUAUCCUCCGACACAUUACAUCCGCAGAGUGCCCCAGAGGAAGAUUCACUAUUUCACAGGCUUGCAGGUCCUGCAGCUCCUCAUCCUCUGUGGGUUUGGCAUGUCACCACUGCCCUAUAUGAAGAUGAUCUUCCCACUCAUUAUGAUAGGAAUGAUCCCAAUCAGGUAUAACUUACUCCCUAGGAUCAUUGAAGCCAAGUACUUAGAUGCUAUGGAUGCAGAGCAUUGAAUUGGAUCCGCCGCGCACAAAACCAUGAAGAUGACUCUUUUGGAGUUGAAAGGACAGGGUGGCUUUGCUGAAGCGUAGAACAAUCUAUCUGCAGUUCUUUCUUUCACCACUUUCUGCUCUAAUAUGGCAUUGGUAAUGCACAAAUACUAAAGACCAAUGGAGCGUUGAAGUGUCAGACCAAAACAGCCUUGGACUUGGAGGCCAGUGCUCUUCAGAGCUUUGAGGCAAGCAAGCUUUAUGGAAAUGUUACUUUCUACAUUCCAAAACUGGAAACCCCAAAGAUCAGCAUGUCCAUAAGUUGGAGCAUGCAUUCCUAGAGUUGUCACAUAUUCCCUUGUUUGAGGGGUGGAGGGAAUCCCUUUUUUAUGCACCACAUCCCUCUUUUUUUCCGUAACACUAUUGAUGUGAAAGGACAGCAGCUGACCCUUCUUUUACAGAAUGACAGUACUGUUCUGGCCUUUGAAUUCAGUUUCCUGUGUGUCCAGUAUUCCUAAAUUGGUAUUCCAGAUGGAAUGGCCUUGUGGUUAAGCCACUGAUGUCAGGAGAGGUGUGACCAUCUCUUCAGACUGAGUAAUGGAAGGGUUGGAAACUGGUUUAAUUUAGACUGAUAAAAUCCACAGCUUUGGAUGAGUACUUAAUUCCUACAGAGGAGUUGGAAAUGUUCAGGGGUUGCGGUCUCGUAGUGAUGCUGAUGAAACUGCAUCUGGGUCUAAGCUAUUUGGGAAUUACUUUGAAUCUUUCUACCAUUACUGCUCAACAAUCAAAUAUGAAAGUGUGGUUUUGCACAACUGCAAUGUUCCACUUGCACGGAGUCAGAUGCUGAGAUUUGUCAAAGUGCAGUUGUGUUAAUGAUUGCAUAUACAUACGUGAAGUAGUGCCUAUGUGUACAUAUAUACAUAUGGAUUUGUGUAUAUAUUUUGCAUAGAUAUACGAAUAGGCCAGAUUCUUUCAAAAUAUCAAAAGUGUUUUGUGCAAUCAGUGUUACCUGUGAUGUCUUGACCAUCUACUUGUUCUUUGCUUCAGUGCUGCUUUUUCUCAUUUGAGAUAUGGUCACUUUUUCCCUAUUUUGAAGCUGCUCAGUUACUGUUUUUGUUCAUAUGUUGCUUUAUUUGAGUUUUUUUGCUUUCUUCCCAUAGCUUUUGAAACUAUCAUUCUGUCUUGAUGCUCCAACAUGUAAAUUUUGCAUUUAAUUUUAAUGUACAGCAUGUAAUGAAAGUUUCCUCUUGCCUAAUCAAUAGUUGUUAGUCAUUUCACUGUUUUGUAGCUAAUCUUCUGUUUUUUCCGUGCUCCCAGACAUUAUAUUAUAUUUCUGGAUGAAUCUAACUUCUGCUGUCUUUAUAUUUCAGUUUGUUUAGUUGUGCUUGUACUAUGGUCAGUUUUCUUAUUUGAAGUACUGUGAAACAAGCUGUCUUUGAAUUCAGUGCUCUCCCUUUGCACACUACAGAUCACAGGUAAAGUGUUAAGAUGGAGCUCUGAAGAUAAUGAACUUUCAAAACAGCAGAAAGGAGGAAAGGGGAAUGUAAAAUGAAAAGCAAAUAUGAUGGAUUAGCACAGAAUAUUUUUGCCAGUUGCUUACCCAGAGAAUGGUGCAAAGUCUUGCCAGCAUUGUGCACCAGUGAUUAGGUGUUUUCUACAUGGUGGAAAGGACCAACUUUAAUGAGAGAAGAAUAUGCUGAAACCAAACCAGAUUCAAACCACUGAAGACUUGGUGUAUUAGCACAAAAUAUCAGAUUAUUACUUCAUCGUAAUAUAGUCACCUACAGUUUUAACCCAUGUAUCAAGAAUGAAAUUUUCAGUUUUUGCUGAAAACCUCUUAAUCUUUAAUUGAUAUUUAAUGAAAGGGAGCAGUCAGUCUUCCUAAGAACGUGCCCUUCUGGCUAUGGUUAAUGUAUUUGACACAGAUCAAUUGCUGGAGAGAUCUCAACUUUCUGAGCAAGCAAAGCAGCACUGUGUGACCUUGGAAUCAUGACCCUCCUAUUCCACCAGCCAACUCUUGCGGGGCUGUUGAGAAGGCUGUGCAUCAGGGUGGCCACCAAAGAAGGUAACGCCAAGCACUUGCCUUUCAGUCUUGGAUGUGGGAGAGGUAACUCAUGCCAUGUCCAGUAUGUUGCACGACAGACAGAUGUAAACCAGUAUGUGAUUUCUAAGCAUCUUGGUCAGUGUUUUCUAGCUUUUGAGUCAGAUUCAUGAUGAGAUCACUAAUAGCUUUUGUCAGGGUCUAUGUGUAGACCCUGUUGGGAGACAGGAUUUGGGGUGGAGAUGGUGAAUGUAUGUCUGAUCUUCAGUAAACAAAGACGACAAAUGACAGCAAACAGUUGGAUACGUGUCAUAAGACAGGGAAUGCAAAGGUAUGAUGAUUUAAAAUAUGUGCUUUUAGCUGGAUGCCAAAGGAUUAACAAAGUCCUUGAAUGGAAAAUGACAUCUUCAGAUUGAGUGAACUAAUAAAUGCGGGUGUCCAGGUGAUGCGUUCUUGGUGCCUGAGCUUUUGGCAAACAGAAGUAACAAUGUGCAGGUCUUUCCAGAGGAAAUAGUUUUUAGAUGGGUACUCUUGGAAGAACCAAAAAAUGCCCACAUUUUCAAGCCUCUUUGAAAACAAACAUCAAUCUUGAGUACUGUCAAAUACUGGUAAAUGAUCUGAUUUAAAACCCAGAUAGCUUGGGCUGUCAUGAUGAGGGGGAUAAAUAACUGCUAGAACUUUGCUUUAUCAGUGUGACUUUAGUGUUUAUGUUUUCUUUGUAGUGUCAGUAGGAUUGUUUUGCAGGAUGUUUCUUUCUACAAAAAUCACAGGCCAAAGAAUCAACUGAUUUGGAAAAUCAGCACAGCUUGGGAAAAGCUGUGCUGACUUUAGACAGGUUGAAUGUUUUGACUCAUGUUUCAGUAUAUGGGUAGUAGGGAAAUACAGAUGACUUGAUGCCUCUUGGAUCAUAUAUGACUCAUGAGGGAUUGUAGUGAUUCCACAGAGGAUUUCUCAUAAAUAUCUUUUCUCUUGUGUCUACUUUUGUUGAUUUACGUGUAGGCCUUUUCAGCAAGUAGGCUUACCUAGUGAAGGAGUUUGUUCACAGAGUUAAUUCAGCACUUUAAUAUUUCUGUGAAGGUUGAGACGGUUAGAAUGUAAAAUUUUAUUAUAAGCUCUUUAUAGACGCACAAUGUUAUGUAUAAAUAUUGCCAAAGAAUUGGAUUUGAAAGAUAUUAAUUGCUGUUAAGUGAGCCCAUGUUCACCUGGAAACACAAGGUAGUAAAAUACUUCUGAAAUGAGUGAAUUUUGGAAGCUACCUUUGACAGUUGCCAAAAAUACCAGAAACUGGGGAUAUGGUAAAUUUCUCCUCAAAUCUGUAGUUUCUGAUCCUUGCACUGAUUGUAGGAGGUAGAAGUUAGCUUGACAUUUAAAAUGGGAUUUAUACCUGAGUAGUUUUGUUGAUCAGACUUAUUUUGUUGCCUUCAAAAAUUCUGUUGACACACUAUGUAUGGAAAUAUGUUUCUCCAUGUAAAUCAAGGAAACCUGGUGAAAUACGGACUGCUGAACAAGCAACAUAGCACUUUCUGUAUUGCUUAGAAAGCAAAUCUGACAACUUCAGUUAAACAACCACCCCCUCAAAUUCUGUGGUGUCAACUUUGAAGCUAUUAAUAGAUGUCAAACCCAAGUUGGAUAUGCAUCACUGCCAAGGGAAUGGGGAUGGAAUAAAUAAAUUCAACUGGUUUGCUUCAGAGGUGCCAUCUGGUGAAAAGCUUCAAGAGGAAUUCAAUAACUGUGGGACAUGAUACACAAUCCCUGAUAAACUUUGUGAAUUAAGAUACUCUGAAAACAAAUAGGAUAGCUGGUCAUGUUUCUGUGUACCAUAGGUCAAGCUAUCGUCCCCAAAAUACCCUCAGCUCUGGCAACAGACGAACUGUUUUGUAAACUACUUCAUAUUGCGUUUGGCUGCUUGAAAACCUGCUGCUGAACUGUUCUCUGAACAAUCCUUGAAGAAACAUGAUGUUGGUCAAAGCUGGAAAUAUCUAGAGAUCACUUUAGGGGGGUGAGGGAUGCAGGAAGAAGGGGUUUUUCAGGUUUCCAAUGAAAAAUGGACCUGAGAUCUGUCAUAUCACCCAAAGCACUUAGUUUUCCACCCUGUGUUCAGCUGGGCAUGUUUCUACUAUAUCUGUUGCCACACUUAUGUUGUUCCUUGGUCAAGCACUUUUUCUUCACUGUGUUCUGUGUCUGCCCUUCAGAGUGUUGCCAUUUACCUUGAAGGUAACACUCAAGGUUGGCUCAAACUCAUUGCUUAUGUUCAUUCCCCAAACUUCAGUUCAGGCUAUUUACUGUGUCAUCUCCUGACCCUGCUCUUUCCCCCAGUCCCUGGGCUUAUAGCAGCAUGCCCUUUUCUGGAUGCUGACUCUACUCCAUCACUGAAAUACUGCCAAAAUGCCUAGCUUAUUUUUAUUAUUUUUUUAUUCCCCUCUAGAGAACUUGAGCCUGUGUCUGAGCAGUGGCAUGGCAGCAGUUGCUCUCUUGAGGCUCACUUUGCCAUAAUAGGUAAUUAUGAAGGAUUCGUAAUUGCAAUACAGUUGCACUGUCUUCUGAAUCUCUUUAGAUGAUUACUUUAUGGCGCAGUGUUUCAGUUGGGCUGUCCUUUUUUCAUCUGUCAAGCUUCCAAAACAACUUAAAUAGACAUAAUGGGAUGGGUUUGCCUAAUUUUCUAUCUGUGCAGAGGCCUGUGGAUGUUAGAGAAUAGUCCUCUCUAAUUGUUUUCAUAUCUAAUUAAGGCAUUUAAGUACCAAGCCCUGUCCAUUACACUACUGGCUGCAGAUCUGGUUGCAAAGAAUGAGCCAUCAAUAUUGUGUAAAGAGCAGACAGACUAGGCAGUUGCCAGAGUACAUGCUUUAGAAAUACAAAUUAGCACUUUUCUCUUCAGCCUUUGUGUGUGUUCUUUUCAAACUAAGACAAUCUUUGGCUGUAUCUCUUUUCCUUGUAGAAAACUUCACAUGAGCUUGGAUCACUUGGCACAGUUCUGAUGCUGCAUUAAAUAUUAAGUGUCCUGCGGGACAUGCUGCCUUCUGUUCCCCAUCUGCAUCUCUGCUGUGUAGAGUUGCUUGCUUCGAGAGCUGAAAUCUGUUCUCAGAGCAGAAGAGGGGAUGUACGCAGCAUCUCAUACAGUCAUCUUUAUGGCAGACUCCUGGUGCUGCAAUAAAUCAGACCAUCAGCAUCCCUCUGCCUCAGGUGGGAUCCCCAAAAAGGAACAAAAUGGCAAGGAGUUGGAAAGAGCAGCUCAAUUUGUGAUUAAAUUAGCUCGGGUCAAGGAGGAGAUAUGCUGGCUUUUUGCUUUAAACAUGCAAACAAGAGCGCUCUGGCUGUAACUUAUUUGUUAUAUGAACAGGGCUUUGAAGAAAAAGCAGCAUAUCAAAUUCAACAGCUGGAGUAUUGGUUUCAGUACUUGAGGCUUGCUGAAGGGCUAAGGUUGGUUCUUGCUGUGCAUAUCAGCAACAAUUUGUGUCCCAGCACACCUUUUCCAAGCAUCUAGUUUUGACAAGUUUCACAUGAUUGAAUGAGUUAGGUGGUUUGUGCAAGUGUCUGUACAAGUGAUAGCGACAUGGCAUGGCUGUGCUGGCUUCCACAGAAGAUGGCAAGGACAGAAGGUGUGGCCUUCUGUGCACUGACCGUGUCCUGUUUUGCAGGUGAUCUCUUUUCAGGAGGUGGUUGAUUGACAUCAGGGCAGCACCGCUGAGUUCAUGCAGUGUACAUUCAUCUCAGUGAACUACUUACCUUGAGUCACAUUAGACACCUUUCUAUUAACCUGGAGUUUUUGAGACCAGAGCCAUGGAUUUAAACUCACUCCCCAGUGGAGUUCCAGGUUACAGGAAUAGGCUAAGUGUUCAAAUCUUUAUUGCUGAAUAUACUGAGCUUUCUUCUGCCUGCACAGGUAUGAGUGGGGUACCUAGCAUCUCUAGGACUUCAGGUGCCAUAUGGUGGAACUAGGAGCCCGGUUUUAAGCACCCAUAUCUGGAAGCUGUGGCAGCUAGAAGUGUGUUAGAGGUAUUCACCUCUCUUGGUCUAAAGAGGCCUGGCAGGUCUAAGUGUGGAUGCAUCUGUUCCUGCAGGAGAAAACAUAAUUCAGCUGUGAGGCAUGGCAGCUGUGGGAAUGGGAGAAUCUCAUCUCACUUUUGAGCCCUUGAGCAUUUCAGCAUCUUGCAUCUGGUAGAGAUGCUCUGAUAUGUUAAGAGGUGAUUUAGUGCUCUGGAUUUUUUUUUUUUAAGGAAAUGUUCAGCUCCAAGUUCUCCCUUUUCUCUUCACUAAUGUGCAAUUGUACUUCAUUCCCAUACUGUGUUUACUCCAGAAAACGGGGAUUGUCUUGUUCAAAGACCCUUACUCUAAAGUACUUGCUCCUGGAAGUUACGCUGUGCAGACUAAAUCCCCUUUGCCUCUGUCUGACCCAGGGAAGGAGCUGGGACCUAAAAGACUGUUUUUCACCUCUGCUUUCUCAGGGGGAGUGUAAAUGCAGGAUAAGCUGUGAGUAGGUGGCAAGAGGGGAGGUUUCUCCUCCUCCUGAGACAGAAUCAUCUCAUCUAAAUCCUGUGUCCUGUUUUCUGUGCCAGCUAACGCUAGCAGAGCUGCAGAGCUUGGGCAGUCUGUACUGUGCUGGGACAAGAGCAGCGGUGGGUUUAUUUUUCUACAUGUCACAUGGAAUGUAAUUGGUUAAUAUUUCUGUAUUUGAACAAGAGGUUUCUGUCACAGAUUGCCAGGGAACUAUUUUAAGUGAGGAAAACAUAUGUUCCUAUUUAUGGCGAUAUGGCCUAUAGAUAUUGCACUUGCUAAAUAUGCUCCUAAAGCGCAUGCCUCUAUCUAGUGUUGAUUUUACAGUGAAUGGUUUCUUUUGAUAAGAAUUGCUUGGGGUGUUU